Molecule: messenger RNA, 3372 nt
Organism: Aspergillus terreus NIH2624
Lineage: Eukaryota; Fungi; Ascomycota; Eurotiomycetes; Eurotiales; Aspergillaceae
Product: ubiquitin-specific protease UBP15
Exons: 9
Coding region: 1-3372 (1123 amino acids)
Biological process (GO): protein deubiquitination; regulation of protein stability
Cellular component (GO): nucleus; cytosol
Molecular function (GO): cysteine-type endopeptidase activity; cysteine-type deubiquitinase activity; protein binding
Source: RefSeq, a predicted model, not a curated record
AUGGACAACGUCGCGGAUAAUGAGAUGCUCGUCGACGAAUACGAGCAAUAUCACAAUGACAGGACCGAUGAUGUCGUGGUCUCUCGAUCUGGUUCGGAGGAACCGGAGCCAGAGCCUCUCGCAAACGACUUUCCUGCCAUGAUGGCACGUGUCCUUCCGAAGGACCCUGACUUGGAGACCGAAGCCGAGGCGUGGCAUACAUGGCAUAUACAGGAUUGGCGGAAAAUGAAACGGAAGGAACAUGGGCCGACGUUCGAAUGCGGUGGUUUUCCUUGGCGCGUUCUCUUUUUCCCCUAUGGCAACCACGUCGAACACGCAUCCUUCUAUUUGGAACAUGCCUGGGAGAACGAGCCUCCGGAAAACUGGUAUGCGUGCGUACAGUUUGCUCUGGUCUUGUGGAACGUAAACGAUCCCUCCAUUAAGGUCUCUCAUGUCGCCACCCACCGUUUUAAUGCAGACGAAGGAGAUUGGGGCUUUACCAGAUUCUGCGAGUUGCGGAGACUUUUCAACAUGCAGUGGGAAGGCCAUACGGCUCCCUUAGUGCAGAAUGACGAAGCAAACAUCACGGCCUACGUUCGCGUGGUGAAGGACCCCACGGGCGUCUUGUGGCAUAGUUUCCAGAACUACGAUUCCAAGAAGGAGACCGGCAUGGUCGGAUUGAAAAACCAAGGUGCAACAUGCUACCUCAACUCCCUCCUCCAGUCGCUUUACUUCACCAACGCUUUCCGGAAGGCAGUGUAUCAAAUUCCGACUGAGGAGGAUGCCAAGAAAGACAACAGCGCUUGGACGCUGCAGAGACUCUUCUAUAACCUGCAAACUAGCGAAAGCCCUGUUUCAACCACGGAGCUAACGGCAUCAUUCGGCUGGGAAUCGCGGCAGAUAUUCGAACAGCAGGAUGUUCAGGAACUCUCUCGGAAACUGAUGGAACGGUUGGAAGAAAAAAUGAAAGGCACCCCGGCUGAAAAAGCGCUUCCUGACCUGUUCGUUGGGAAAUCGAAAACCUACAUCUCGUGCAUCAACGUGGAUUACGAAUCGUCUCGCAUCGAAGAUUUCUGGGACAUCCAGCUCAAUGUGCGCGGCAACAAGACGCUGGACGAUAGCUUCAAGGAUUACAUCCAGGUGGAGACCCUGGAAGGAGAGAACAAGUACGACGCUGGCCAGCCGUAUGGACUUCAAGACGCCAAAAAAGGCGAGAUCUUUGAGAGCUUCCCACCAGUCCUGCAUCUGCACCUCAAGCGUUUCGAAUAUGACAUCAACCGCGAUGCGAUGAUGAAGAUUAAUGACCGGCAUGCUUUCCCCAUGGAGUUCGACGCUACCCCCUACCUUUCGAAUGACGCCGACAAGUCGGAGCCUUGGAUCUAUCAACUACACGGAGUGCUUGUGCACAGCGGGGACUUGAAUGCAGGCCACUACUAUGCCUUCUUGAAGCCCACAAAGGAUGGAUUCUGGUAUAAGUUCGAUGACGACCGUGUGACUCGCGCUACGGAUAAGGAAGUCCUUGAGGAGAACUAUGGUGGUGAAUAUGAGCUGGCAAACGGUGCCCCUGGGGUUCGACAACCAUACACACGUGGCUUGUCCACGAAGCGCUCGAUGAACGCUUACAUGUUGGUUUACAUUCGGAAGUCGAGGCUGGAUGAUGUCCUCCUUCCCAUAACCAAAGACGAUAUACCCUCUCAUAUUGAAACCAGACUAGUUGAAGAACGCGCGGAAUUGGCGCGCCGCAAGAAGGAGAGGGAAGAGGCACACUUGUACAUUAAUGUUGGCGUGCUGACGGAGGAGUCUUUCCGAUCUCACCAUGGGUUCGAUCUAACCAGUGCCGAUCUGCCAUCGGGUGAUCCGGCCCUCCCGCAACAAUACCGGAUCCUCAAAACCACCAAGGUCGGUGAGUUCGCACAACAACUUGCGGAGGAAAAGGGUAUCGACGCCAGCCGGGUUCGAUUCUGGGUGAUGGUCAAUCGUCAGAAUAAGACAACGCGCCCAGACCAGGUCAUCAAGGACCCAGAAAUGACCGUUGAAGAAGCCUACUCGAGGUUUGGCACAAAAGGAAACCCCUUCAAGGUCUUCAUGGAAGUCGGCGAACCGUCUGCGGAUGGCACGGUUUCGUGGCCAGACAGCUCCAAUACGGUCCUUGUUUUCCUGAAGCAUUUCGAUGUGCCGUCGCAAAAGUUGACGGGCGUUGGCCCCGUGUAUGUUCGCAACAACCAGAAGGUUGGUGAGCUUGGGCCAACGAUCCUUGAAAAGAUGGACUGGCCCGUCGGUACAGAGUUCAUGUUGUUCGAGGAGAUCAAACAUACCAUGAUCGACCUCAUGAAGCCUAAGCAGACCUUCCAACAGUCUGAGAUCCAGGAUGGUGAUAUUAUCACGUUCCAGAGAGUGGUCAAAGAUACGGAGCUGCCUGAGUCUGCCUUGUACCAGGAUGCGAGACAGUACUACGACUACCUUUUGAACCGGAUCAACAUCACGUUUGCCCCUCUUAAGGCAGCCGACGGUGAGGAGUUUAACUUGACCCUCAGUCGCAAGAUGACAUACGACCAAUUUUCCAAGAAGGUUGGAGAACACUUGAACGUUGACUACACACAUCUGCGCUUCGCUCCCGUUCACGCAAGCACAGGGAAGGCAAAGCAGUUCAUCAAGCGGAACCCUACCCAGGCGAACCAGACCCUUUAUCAAAUACUCAGCGGGCAAAUGACCGGCUAUGGGUACAACAUGAAUCGUCAAGACGCGCUGUACUAUGAGGUCUUGGAGACGAGCUUGAGUGAUUACGAGUCAAAAACAUGCCUCAAGGUGACCUGGCUGCCCGAGGGCAUUACGAAAGAGCAAGUUGUUGAGGUUUUGGUGCCUCGGGAUGGCACAAUCGCGGACCUUCUUUCUGGUUUGCAGAAGAAAGCGAACAUCGACGAUGACACUAUUCGCGAUGUCCGCAUCUAUGAAACGCACGCCGGCAAGAUAUACAAGGAAUUCCAACCAGACUUCAAGAUUGCGGGUAUUAAUGAGUUCGUUACAUUAUAUGCCGAGAGAAUGCCAGAAGAUGAAGUCAAUAUGGCAGAGGGCGAACGAACAAUCAACGCCUACAAUUUUGAUCGGGAGCCCAGCAGACCGCAUGGUGUUCCCUUCAAGUUUGUCAUGAAGCCUGGUGAGAUUUUCAAGGAAACGAAAGAGCGCCUGUCGAAGCGGACUGGCAUCAAGGGCAAGCAGUUUGAGAAGAUCAAGUUUGCCGUUGUUCCUCGGUCUUUGUACGCCAACCCACGAUACCUCGAAGACGAUGAUAUUCUCUCUGAUAUCGUUGGCGAUGCCGACGAUCUCCUUGGUCUCGACCAUGUAAAUAAGAGUCGGAGCUUUUGGAACCGCAGUGAAUCGUUUUUCAUCCGAUAG